AUGGAGAAACCUGGAUGGAUUCAGAUGUUUCUGCUCCUCACGAUGCUGCUGCAGCUUCCAGGAGUUGUUAGUGGAGAUCUUCUCUACACCAUCAGAGCUGGAGAUGACAUUGCUUUGUCUUGUGAAAAUGCGAUUAAAGGUCGCAGAAACUGUGACACCACCACCUGGAUCUACAGUAAACCAGGAAGAGCAGCACGAGAGCUGGUUGCUCACGGCCAGGUUAGAUACAGCAGAUCAGACCCACUGAGUCUAGCAGGAAACUGUUCUCUAGUUCUGAGGAGCAUCUCAGCUGAGGAUGCUGGUUUAUACUUCUGCAGACAGUAUAGCAGAGAAGGAGGUGAUCUAUUACUUCCUGAUGCUCCUGUUUACCUCUUUGUUGUUACCCUGAGAGAACAAACAGAGCAGAACAAGGUGACGUUCACCUGCUCUGUGUCGCUGUUCGAUGAAUGCAGACAUGAAGUGAAGUGGUUGCUUAAGGGUAACGAUGUGGAGAAAGAUCAUCCUGAUAUAAAGACAUCGUCUCCAUCUUCCUGCUCUGCUGCUGUGACCUUUCAGACCUCCAACUAUGUUUACUCAUCAAGGUUUAAGUUAUUCAAAUGCGAAGUAGAGACAGAAAACAAACAGCAGCUUUUUACCUUCAGCUCUGGUCCAACAGUGGUUGCAUCAGGAGGGAAAACCGACAAGACGGACUCUGCAGGUGAAAGCGGAGCUGCAGACCGAGAUUUAUUGUGGUUGUACAUCUUUGUGGCUCCGGUCCUGCUGGCACUGAUAAUUACUGCUGUAGCGUUCGUCAGGAGAAGAAAAGGUGAGGGACUAAACUUUUUCAUCCUCCACGUCUCCCAGAGAGGAAGUGAAGUGUGGGACUGUGGAGCUCAGGUAACUGAGAUGGUCAGGAAACUUCUGGGCUGCUCUGCAAUAUUGCGUGGACAUCAGGGGCAGUCCCACUGGAUUGGCAGACCGGGGUGGUGGUCCCCCUGUAUAAAAAGAGGAACCCCCAGGGUGUGUUCUAACUGGAGGGGGAUCACACUCCUGCACCUGCCUGGUAAGGUCUAUUCAGGGGUUCUGGAGAGGAGGGUCUGUCGGAUUGUCAGCCGUGGAUUCAGGAGGAGCAAUGUGGUUCCCGUCAGCAGCUGGAAUGAGAAUCAACUCCUCUAAAUCUGAUACCAUGGUCUUGAGUCGGAAAAGGGUAUAGUGCCUUCUCUGGGUCAGGGAUGAGGCUCUGCCUCAAGUGGAGGAGUUAAAGUAUCUCUGGGUCUUGUUCACGAGUGAGGGAAAAAUGGAUCGGUGCUGUGCAGAGGUGAAAAGAGUACUAAAAUUUCCUACUUAAGUACGAGUACCAAUACUUUGAUAAUUUUUUACUCAAGUACAAGUAAAAGUACUUGCCUAAAUGUUUACUCAAGUAAAAGUAAAAAGUAUCGUUAACAAAAUGUACUCAAAGUAAAAGUGACUUUGUUACAUUUUUGUCAGCGUAAGGAUGGCUACAUCUAAGUAGUGCUAAAUCACAACGCCAGUUCACAAUUCACUCGUGUGUGCAUGCACACACACACACACACACACACACACGCACACACGCACACACACACACACACACACACACACACACACACACUCUGCAGCAUGUUAGAAUCAUUUAAAUGACUAAUUUAACUACAUUGAACUGCUUUUGUAAUAAUUUAAUCUCUUAUUCUGGAGUAAAAUAAAGAAACAAGCUAAAUCAUCACAUAUCUGUGGCAUCAAGAAGCAUCUUCUGAGUUCAAACACAGGGAUGGAGCACAGUGUUUACACCUGAACAGUAUCAGGAUGUUUUAUCUCACAGAGGCCUUCAGGUCUUCUGUUUUAUGAGCAAAGUGCUGAGAAUCCGCUUGUUAUGGGCGCUAAAAGUUAUUUUGUCGCUGCCGUGCGGAGCGGUAGAGAAACACGUUUCAAACACGGAACCGAGUCCGGCUACCGAACCGAGCAGAAUUCUGAUGACGUCACACCGGUGCGCAAAGGUGCCGGUUCCAACCCACAGAAGAGAAGGGAGAGAGGAGGUAAACAGCGAGUUGAGGGACUGAACCGAUGUCUUUGAGCAAAAG
Nothobranchius furzeri (turquoise killifish) is the source of this 2075-nucleotide messenger RNA. The record is from RefSeq and is a predicted model, not a curated record. NCBI's taxonomy places the organism in Eukaryota, Metazoa, Chordata, Actinopteri, Cyprinodontiformes, Nothobranchiidae.